Molecule: messenger RNA, 3050 nt
Organism: Porites lobata
Lineage: Eukaryota; Metazoa; Cnidaria; Anthozoa; Scleractinia; Poritidae
Source: the annotation of a GenBank genome assembly
AUGGCUUCUUCCAACGAGGAUGAAAUUGUGGAAAGAAUUUCCGCAGCAGUGCGGAACGCUCUUUGUAGAAAUUCCCAGCAACAGGUACGUGCAAGGCUAAUUUAAUGGUUUUCUGUCUUUGGAAAUGUCUUGCAUGCCUGAAACACACUUAAACGUCCGAAGGAAGACAUGCGAACGAACUUGAUAUUUUGUGUCUUUUGUCCCACUGACAUAACUAUCAGGGUUUUAUAUUUUGAACACAUUUUCGUACCCUUGACUGUUGAUAUUGUAUGAGUCGAUUGUGUUUUUCUUCCCGUGGUAAUGCUACAGUUUUGCAAUUGGUUUUAGGAUGAACAUCAUUCACUUCUUUCUGGUGAACAAUCACCUGCAGCCAGCGUUCAGUUGCCAUCCUCCUUUCUCCAAGGCUUCAGGCAAAACCGUGAAAGGAACGUGGAAAAUUCACGAUCGUAUUUCCCAGCGCCUAAGCGAAGACGAGCUUCUUCAACAAGAUCGACACAAGCGAAAUCCAAAGUUGUCACCAAAGAUGUAGUAUGCCUGCCAUUUGAGGAGGGUGAGAUCUUUGCCAUUCCACGAGGAACGCGAAGGGCUCAGUUUGCAGAGUUGGGCCUGAUUGGUAAAGUGAGCCUUAAUAAUACGUGGGACAAGGCAGCAGUUGCAAGUGAAAUCUCGAGUAUAUUUAGGAAAGCUUUUCAUUUGGAAGACGAUGAGGAAAUGCCCUUUCAGUAUUUAAGGUACGUUCAGUCAAUAAUUACAUAAUUGUCGGGGUUUUCUUUAACCAGCUGUGAAGCUUCUAACAUGUUGUAGAUUUAAUUCCACCGUCACUGAAUUAAUGCUGGCUGGUAAGAAAAUUACCCUGCUCGAAGAAUGAUAACAAGACUGCUACCUUAGUAAUAUAUUAUUAAUCCAAACUUGUCCUAAAUCAACUAGCAUUCUAUAGUUGUUUAAUCCUGAAGCUUCACACUUUCUAUUUCGUAAUAGAGUAUCAAGUGGUCAAUAAUUUGUUUUAAGAACUUCAUUUCAGUAAACUGAAGUAGACUACAAGGUACUUAAGAUUGUAGUAAGUUAGUCAUUUGUGCUUAGAAUUACCACAAAUGACUAAGUCAAUUAUUGUCUUUAUGAAUUGUCAUUUGUUAUUUUUUUAGCAUUGUACCUGGGGCAAAAAAACUAAAGCAGCCAAAUGUCUCCACAUCAUUCAAAUGGAAUGCCCCUGAAGUACUUUCGUUAGCAUCUCAGGGAGCCCUGUACAUCAUGACACACCUUCCAGUCCCAAGUUCAAAGAAGGAAUCAACAUUGAUUAGACAUAUUGUUGCAAGUGAUGAUGAAAAUAGUGACACUGAUCAUUUCAAGGUAAUUAGGUUAUGUAUUUGCUUUGUUAAAAUAAUUAUUGUUUUUGACCUCCCUGAAUCAAUUUUCCAAAUCCAGAGGUUGACUUGGUUCUGUAAAUGUGUUUCCCUACAUGUCCUGUAAGUACCCCCAGCUUCUGUCUAAUUUGAUUGAUCAUGCCUCUUGGUACAUUUAACAAUAAAGCAAUGUCUCCCUGACUCUUUCCACUAAAAUUCACUGGACUCUUUCUCUUACCUGUGUUGGGAUCAUUACACUAAACUGAAGUGUAAGUCAUAUCCAGCCUUAACUUGUUUAUAUGUUGUUGAAGGUACUUGGUGGCUAAAAAAGUAUCUCCUAUAAAUGCCAUUAAAUGCUUGCUUUGUCUUUGUCUUCAGUUGCCUUUGGUUAACACAAAGGGCUGUUCUAUAUUUAUCUCCUUGCAAUGUGUCAUAUCCAUUUAUCAUUUUAAAGGGAUAUUUGUAUAAUGGUAUUUAUUACUGCAAUUUGUUAUCCUAUCUGGCUUUAACAGAACCAUGGAGACCAUAAUACAUCAGGCUGCCAGUUUAACUUUCAGUAUCAUUUAUUUCGAUUUAUAUUCUCAAGCUGGAUGUUCCCACAUUUGAUGGGAGCUUAAGUAAAUCAAGUAAAUCAAGCACUAAAUCACCACCAUUGACUGGACCUUUGGCAGUGUCAUUGGCUGGACCUUCUGCUGUGUCUGUAACUGGGUCUUCUGCUGUGUCAGUAGCUGGACCUUCUCCCGUGUCAGUAACUGGACCUUCUGCUGUGUCAGUUCCAGGGCCAUCUGUCACUUCUGCUGCUUCACUGAUGGAGAAUUAUAGGUAUUUGCACAAACUUAGUCAUUGUAAGGAUGGUAGCUUCAUGUGUAUGGGCUUUCUGCUAGGGUCUAAAAAAAUGUUGUGUAAUAAGGAAGUGUCCUCAUUACAUUAAUAUGGUGGAAGGGUAUCCAUGAUUUUGUUUUACAUCAUUUUAUGAAUUUUGAUGACGGUAUUACAAGCUUUUCAUGAAUUAAAACAACUUACAGUAAUUGCUUCAACCAUUUGCCACCAAAAUAUCACAACCUACUACUGACAGUUUCCAAAUUUAUUCAAUCAAAAUUCGCCAGUAUGGUUUCAAUUAUAUUUUGUCUAUUUUCUUUUUCAUAAAAGAGACUUUAAUUUUGCAAUUGACCGACACAAUAACUCAAUAAACCACCUUUACGAAAGAAAUAAUCACAAAUCAUAUGAAGGAACCGGCAUUGUACAUUGUUACUUUUGCUAUCUGACAACACACGAGUUCUGCAUUGACUACCAUGAAUAAUUACGUAUUAUUUUUAUUCGUAUUAACCUUUGUUUUUCCAACGUUUUUAUUACCUUUGAAGGUCAGCAGAUGAAGUGUAUGCAGCACUGAUAUUUGAUGAAUUAAGUUCUGAUGAGGAAAUGAUCAUUGAGAAUGAGAAGUCUGCGCCACCCAGUAUUGAAGCAGAAACUGUCCAGGCAAACAUCACACUGAGGGAAAUUCUUCAUAAUCUUUCAUCAGUUAUAAGAGAUACUGAAACAUCAAAAUUUAACAAAAGUAGAAAUCAUAUAUGGGAGGGUGCCAAAAGGGCACUUAAUAGGACGUCAUUUGACCCCAAAAACAGAAUUUCAGUAAAGUUUACUGAUGACAUGGGGAUUUCUGAAGGGGCUAUAGAUCUUGGGGGUCCAGCAAGGGAAUUUUUACACUUGUAA